This is a messenger RNA of Quercus lobata, 1071 nucleotides long. Its product is annotated as receptor-like protein 46. Bases 1 to 1071 code for a protein of 356 amino acids. The record is from RefSeq and is a predicted model, not a curated record. The transcript has a single exon. Gene Ontology annotation, molecular function: protein binding. NCBI's taxonomy places the organism in Eukaryota, Viridiplantae, Streptophyta, Magnoliopsida, Fagales, Fagaceae.
AUGGCCAAACUCAGCCUACUACUACUACUGCUGCAACAUGUACUUCUCACCUUUGUCACCACUUCUCUCUCUUGUCCUGAACAUCAAAAACAAGCCCUUCUCCACUUUAAAGCCUCCAUCAUCAAUGCUACUUCUUUAACAAAAAGUACUCUGUAUCGGUUAGAUUCAUGGAAUUCCAGCUCAGAUUGUUGGCACUGGGAUGGGGUCAUUUGUAGUUCCCGCUUUGGUUCCAUGACUGUGCUAGCUCUAUAUUUGGAUGAUAUCAUCGCGUCGAAUUCACAGGAGCCAGUGUUGCCUUCCACCAUCUUGACACCACUCUUUCACAUUAGAAGCUUGAUGCACCUUGACUUGUCCAACAAUUCAAUACAAGGAGAAUUGCCACGUGAUGGCUUUGGCAAUUUGACCAAAUUAGUUCAUCUUGAUUUGGGUCUUAACCUCUUCAAUGGCUCCUUUCCCUCUCAACUUUUUCACUUGAGGUAUCUUCAAUAUCUUGAUUUGAGUUUCAAUUCAUUCCAUGAUACUCUAAGUGGAGAAGUAGCAUCUCUUCAAAAUUUGAGGGUAUUGAACCUGAAUUAUGGUUUUUAUUGGGAAAAUAACCUUAGGGAGAUUCCUAAGGAGAUAUGGAAUAUGACAAAGUUACAUCAAUUGUCUCUUGCUGAAAACAAUUUCUUUGGUAAAAUUCCAUCUUCAAUUCUAAAUUUGAAGGAAUUGAAAAUAUUGGACUUGCGCUACAAUUCAUUGUCAAUGGAAAUUCCUAUUGAUAUUGGCAAUUUAUCUAACAUAACAAGUUUGGUCUUGAGCAACAACAAGUUGAUAGGUAGAAUCCCAUCAUCCAUACCGAAAUUAACAAAGUUGGAAACACUUCAAUUGGACAAUAACAUGCUUGUUGGAGAAAUUCCAUCCGGGUUGUCCAAUAUCAAGGGCUUGAAGAUUCUUGUGCUUGGAGACAAUCAUCUCACUUGGAAUAACAAUGCAAAGGUAGUGCCAAGGUUUAUGCUAUCUGAGUUGUCUAUGAUGUCUUGUGGUCUCGUAGGAGAAAUUCCAAACUGGAUUUCUACACAGAAGACUUAA